AUGCCCGACAUGGGGUCGGCAGCGACUGGCGCUGCAGCCGCGGCGGCCGCCAGUGGCGCGGCCACCGGCGGCGACGGCGCCGAGAGCUCCCGUCACCGACACCGAGCCCAGCAGGGAGAAGCGGAGAGGCCGGAGCCGGGCGCUGCCCCGUCACAAGGCUCCUCUGGUGUACUGGAUAAGCUGUUUGGAAAGCGGCUGCUGCAGGCUGGGAGACACAUCAUGUCUCAUAAGUCUUGGAUGAAAACGGUGCCCACGGAGAACUGUGAUGUCCUCAUGACAUUUGCAGACACUACAGAUGAUCACACGUUGCUAUGGCUACUGAACCACAUCCGGCUGGGAAUCCCAGAACUCAUCAUCCAAAUACGACAUCACAAGCACACACGAGUCUACGCUUUCUUCGUCACCGCUACAUAUGAAAAUUUGUUGCGAGGUGCUGAGGAGAUGGGACUGAGGAAAGGGGUGAAGCCUGAGUUUGGCGGAGGAACGCGGAACUUCUCCUGUGAGGAGGAUUACAUCUACGAGAACAUCGAGAGCGAGCUGUGUUUCUUUACUUCACAGGAGAGGCAGAGCAUCAUUAAGUACUGGCUGGACAAUUUGCGGGCCAAACAUGGGGAGGUGCUUCAUAAUAUCAACUUCCUGGAGGGCCAGCCAAUUAUCCCAGAGCUGAGUGCACGAGGUGUGAUCCAGCAGGUAUUUCCUCUCCAUGAGCAGAGGAUCCUCAGUCAGCUGAUGAAGUCCUGGGUCCAGGCUGUCUGUGAGAAACAGCCUUUAGAUGAUAUCUGUGACUACUUUGGUGUGAAGAUUGCCAUGUAUUUUGCCUGGCUGGGAUUUUACACCACUUCUAUGUUAUACCCUGCUGUGAUCGGCUUUGUGCUGUGGAUGCUCACUGAGUCAGAUCAGACAAGCCGUGACAUCUGCUGUGUGGUGUUUGCACUGUUCAACGUGGUGUGGGCCACUCUGUUUCUGGAGCGGUGGAAGAGGAGGGGGGCUGAGCUGGCAUUCAAGUGGGGAACAUUGGAUACGCCAUCUGAAUCCCUGGAGGAACCACGGCCUCAGUUCCGGGGAGUGAAGCGCUGCAGUCCCAUAACAGGUUGUGAGGAGUUCCACUAUCCUCCGUGGCGGCGGCGUGUAUUCAGGUGGCUGGUCAGCCUGCCCAUCUGUACCCUGUGUCUCUGCUUUGUCUUCCUGGUCAUGCUCAUCUGCUUUGAGUUGCAGGAGUUUGUGAUGGGGAUCAAGGAAAUGCCUCGGCUAGCUCGCUUCAUCCCCAAAAUCAUGCUAGCUAUCACUGUGACUGCAUGUGACGAGGUGUACAGGAAAAUCGCCUGCUGGCUCAACGACAUGGAAAACUAUAGACUCCAGAGUGCCUAUGAGAAAAAUCUCAUCAUCAAAAUGGUUCUUUUUCAGUUUGUAAAUUCUUAUCUCAGCCUUUUUUACAUUGGAUUCUACCUCAAAGACAUGGAGCGUCUGAAAGAGAUGCUGCUGGUGUUGUCUCUGUUAAGGAGUCUGCAGCGGCAGGUCCGGGUCAAUGUGCUGCCUUCCCUCUUCCUCAAGAUCCAGAUGCGUGUGGUCUCUGUUCCCUGGUUCUUCAGGGCUUUACUCAGGUCCAAAAUGCUGGCCACUCUACUCAUCAUACGCCAGUUCCUUCAAAAUGUGAAGGAGGUGCUGCAGCCUUACCUGUAUGAGCGUCACAAGCUGGGCGAGCUCUCACUGCGAGCUCUGUGGGACCUGCUGCUCUCAGUGCUGCUGAAAUACGGCCGGCUGGCAGCUGGGAAAGCCCAGGCCUCUCCCACCGAUCAGGUCAUGCCAGGACCUGGACUGAGGGGAACCAGGCCUGGAUUGGGGCAGCUAGAUAGAAGAGAAAAGAAGUGUUUGAACGGAGGAUGCGGGGUGCCUGAUGAGGAGGAGGGAGGUGAGAAGGACGAGGCUGACAGCGGGAGGUUCAGUGAAGGAGAGACGGAGGAGGAAAGUCUGAUUGACUGCGGUUUGAAGCUGAGGAAAGUCAGCUUCAUAGAGAAGGUGGACAGAAGACCAGUUUGCAGUGGGGCCCCCAUUGACACCAGUUUCCUGGAUGACGGGAGCCCCACUAUGAUGGAAAAAGGAAUGGACCCUGCCUCUGUAUUUGAGAUGUGUGACGACGACGACGAUAAUGGCAUCCAUGAUGUGAAGGAGUCAGGUGGGGGAGUGACAGGCGUGGCUGAGGCAAUUAAUGCUGCAGCUGGCGCUGCUGUUGCUGCUGCUGCUGCCGGCGCUGCACCGCUGCCUUCUGGGUCUGAGAGCAGCACAUCACUGCGACACAGAAGAAGAGGCAAGAGCACAGAGAGACUUGAGCCGAAGACAAAAAGGGAAUCAUGGAUUGACCCCCCAGAAGAGAGGGAGAGCACCACGCUCACUCAGGCUGAGAUGGAGAGCUGCAUGCAGACUUAUGCUGACACCUUCCAGGACUACCAGGAGAUGUUUGUCCAGUUUGGCUACGUGGUGCUCUUCUCCUCGGCCUUCCCUCUUGCUGCCAUGUGCGCUCUCAUUAACAACAUCAUUGAGAUCCGCAGUGACGCCUUUAAACUCUGCACCGGUCUGCAGAGGCCCUUUGGAAUCAGAGUGGAGAGCAUCGGCCAGUGGCAGACUGCGAUGGAAGCCAUGGGCCUGAUUGCCAUCAUAGUGAAUUGUUACCUGAUUGGUCAGUGUGGUCAGCUACAGCGACUCUUCCCGUGGCUCAGUCCCGAGAUGGCCAUCAUCUCCAUCGUCAUCCUCGAGCACUUUGCCAUCCUCCUGAAGUACGUCAUCCAUGUGGCCAUCCCUGACAUUCCUACAUGGGUUCGAGAGGAGAUUGCUAAACUGGAUUAUCAGCGCCGGGAGGCCUUUAAGAAGCACGAGCGGCAGGCACAGCAGCAUUACCAGCAGCUGCAGAGGAGGAAAAGGGAGGAGGAGGAGAGGCAGAGGCAGGCGGAGCACAUGGCUCGCAGGGAAAGGGAGCGGGAUGACAGCAAGGGGGACUCCUCUGGGGAUCACCACCACGACAAAAGUCACAGCAGCAAAUCCCGUUCUGGUGGUGGAGGAGGAGGGGGCAGCGGCUCGGACAAACCCAAGAGGCCCAGCUCUCUGUUGGCCAACAAUAACGUGAUGAAGUUGAAACAGAUCAUCCCUCUGCAGAGUAAGUUCUCCUCGAGUGGCGCCCGCUCCCCUCAGUCUCCCACUGGAAGUGAGCCAAAGCUUCCCGGGUUCCUGAGCUUCAAAUUCCUCAAAUCACCUGAGAAUAAGAAGGAGGGUGCUGCGGCUUCUGGGGCUGCCACCACAGCCGCUAACACCACAGCUACAGCAUCAUCAUCAUCAUCAGGUAGCAGCUCUCAGGAGCGUUCUCAGUCACCCAGCAAAGCCUUCAACCCUGGGAAACUGUUUAACUUUGGGAAAUCUGAUGGCGGGACAUGUGUGAACGGGGCUGCGCUGUCCAGACCCGGGGAAGGAUCAUCAUCACAGAUGUCAGACAGACAACCAUCCAGGUCUGACUUGAACGGUGUUCCGGACGAGAUCCCCUCGCCUGGAGGGGAGGGGUCACAGAACGGACAUGCAACAGACUUGGACCCGGCCGGCUCUAAAGUCUAG
Messenger RNA from Cyclopterus lumpus (lumpfish), 3597 nucleotides. RefSeq names its product anoctamin 8b (gene ano8b). The coding region runs from base 1 to 3597 and encodes 1198 amino acids. Gene Ontology annotation, cellular component: plasma membrane. Gene Ontology annotation, biological process: chloride transmembrane transport. The record is from RefSeq and is a predicted model, not a curated record. Lineage: Eukaryota; Metazoa; Chordata; Actinopteri; Perciformes; Cyclopteridae. The transcript is spliced from 20 exons. Gene Ontology annotation, molecular function: chloride channel activity.